This is a messenger RNA of Leptopilina heterotoma, 669 nucleotides long. RefSeq lists its product as uncharacterized. Bases 77 to 502 code for a protein of 141 amino acids. NCBI's taxonomy places the organism in Eukaryota, Metazoa, Arthropoda, Insecta, Hymenoptera, Figitidae. The record is from RefSeq and is a predicted model, not a curated record. The transcript has 17 exons.
UUUAGUAUAUAAGGAAGAGUUUAGUGGAUUUUUCGUAUUGUGAAAUAUUCAAAGUCGUUGCUAAAUAAAAGUGAAAAUGAAUCAUUUUUCAUUUUUAAUUUUGACUGUCAGUUGUAUUUUUAUAAUACCUUCUUACGCAGAUCAGAAUACUGCUGAAUUAAAUCGGUUAAUAGAAAAUUUGACUGCAGAAAAGAAAUAUUUGGAAGAAAAAAUAAGGGAUGCGGAUAGUCAGAAUUCCGGGGCAGCGACAAAAACUUUCAUGAGUUCUAAAAUACGUGAACAAGCUGAGUCAAAUAAGAGGGGAUGGGAGCAACAACACAAGGAAGUGGAAACAAUGAUUGAGAAUCUACAGAAAGUAAAAGAAAAACAAGAAAAUAGAAAAACUACUCAGAGACCAAUUACUAGUGGGAAAGAAGGAUCCUCAUGUAUGAAUACAUUGGCCACCGUGUUAUGCUCCUUGUUCUCUUCGUUAUGCAUUUUUCAAUACUUACUUUAUAUUUAAAGUUAUAGUUUUCUUUUCUUAUACGAAAUUAAUUACAAUUUUCUUUAUAAAAAUGUGGAUUUUCAAUUCUUUUACAUACAUCGUUCUUUUUUAAGGUUGAAUUUUGAUUGUAAACUAAAAUUGCAUUCACUAUUGUAUUUGAAUAAAUUAAUGUUGUUAAUAUGAAA